AGGCGGGAGGCGGGGCCGGGCGCGGGGAGGACAGCGCGUGAGGCGGGACAGACAGGCCGCGGGACUAACGCCGGCGCGGGCGGCCCUCGAGCCUCGGCGGCGCGGCCAUGGCGGAGCUGCAGUCGCUGUCGGAGGACGCGUACCUGGCGCUGAGCCACAGCUAUGUGGCGGCGGCGGCGGCCGGACUGGCCUACGGGGCGGCGCGGGGGCCCGACGUGGGGCGCGACUGCUGUGCGCCCGGCCCGGGCGGCGACGGGCCCGCGGCCCCCGCGCCCCGCGCCGCCCCCGCGGCGGCCGAGAGCAGCGGUGAGCAGAGCGGCGACGAGGACGACGCCUUCGAGCGGCGGCGGCGGCGGCGCGGGCCGGGGCCGGCAGGGGACGCGCGGCGGCGGCCCCGGGAGCAGCGGUCGCUGCGGCUGAGCAUCAACGCUCGCGAGCGGCGGCGCAUGCACGACCUCAACGACGCGCUGGACGGGCUGCGCGCCGUCAUCCCCUACGCGCACAGCCCGUCGGUGCGCAAGCUCUCCAAGAUCGCCACGCUGCUGCUCGCCAAGAACUACAUCCUCAUGCAGGCGCAGGCCCUGGACGAGAUGCGGCGCCUCGUGGCCUACCUCAACCAGGGCCAGGGCCUGGCGGCGCCCGUGACCACCGCGCCCUUGACGCCCUUCGGCCAGGCCGCCGUGUACCCCUUCUCCGCGGGCGCCUCGCUGCCCUGCCCCGACAAGUGCGCUGCCUUCUCCGGAGCGCCCUCGGCGCUCUGCAAACACUGCACGGAGAAGCCCUAAAGCGACCCCCGGCAGCUUCCUCCCGAGCAUCUCACUUUGCCCCGGCUGACUGUCACCCUGCCCCCCCUUCCCGGACCCCGCCCACGGGGAGAAGGUCCGACCUCAAGUCCAGCCCCGACGCACCCAGCAGUUUGGGGGAGGCGGGAAGAGUGAAGUGUGUCGGGGGAUAGCACUGAGCCGGGAGCCGGCGGCGCGCGCUGGUCAUCUCCCUGGAUUCGGCACCAGGGCCGCAGAUGAGGCGGGGCUGGCGGGGUCCUGCGGGGCGCCUGCAGGAUCACUUGGAGCGGGGGCACAGGGCAACUUCUUGGCUUGCUGGUAGAGUCGUGGCUUUACCGUUGGGGCGAAUCCUGCCUCAAUCUGCCACUCUUCACAAACUUUAUGAUCGCGCCCUGGAUGAGGUGUCAUUCCCCAAGAUGCGGGAGCGCCGCACCUCUCAGCUCUGCGGACACAAUGUCCCCAGGUCGAGCGCCCAACCCCACCCCCACCCCAAGCCUGGCAACUGUCGUUUGCAAAGGACCUGCAGUGUGGACGCAAGCCUGCAUCUGUGAUGUCUGUAUUCUUGCCUACUGGGAGGUACUAACCUCUACAGAUGAGUGCACCCCCUGGCUGCCUCUCGCCUGUGGGAACUGUCCCCUUAACAGUCCUUGACUACCCAGCCAUCACUGCCCAGGAGUUGGAUGAAGCUUGCCUUUGCUCUUUACUUAAAGGAGGCUGCAAGAAGGGGUCGUAGUCCCGGCUGCCUGUGUGUGUGUUGGGGGGGGGGGGGGGCGGGAGGCAGGGAGUGCUGGGUGGGACCGACAAAGCCUCCUCCCCACGAGCCCCAAAGGGUGAGUACACUGGUGGGGACCUUGCCCUGACAGGUGUCAGCAGUAGCCGGUCUGUCUCCUUUUAUGUCCGUGUGAUAAUAGAAGCUGUCUCUUUAUGUCGUGGGAGGCUCUGAAUUCUACCCCUUCAGGGGUCAGGAGCAGCCGCCCUUGGGACAGAGCUGUCCCUGCCUGUUUGUGCCCCGAGGCUCUGCUACAGUAUUCGCCUUUAUUAAACCAAUUUCCUCGGCUGUCGUUAAUGCCAUGCUAAUGGGGAGAAGACAGCGCCCCUACAAAGCGGUCUGUCUAUAGCAUUUAACUUUAAUUAAUACGUUUCCAAAGGCUCUUUUGUAUUUGCAAAAUGAAGUGUGUGAUUAAGUCUUAUUCUUAAAGACAUAUGUUUAUACUGGUUUCUGCUUAUUUCCAUUUUUAUUUUUCCAUCAUCUUUUUUCCUCUAACAGACCUAAUAAGUUUUGCACAUUCAGAAAGUUGCGUGUUGGAAACCAGGUUUCAAAUCCCUUUUAGAUAAGAUGGGAGAGUAAAAUGUCAUUUAUUUCUGGAGUCAGUUCAAAGCUAUCAUAAAUCGACUUUACAAAUUACUUCAUUAUGAUGUGAAACAGUUGCUUAUUCUGGUUAAAACCAGACAUGUUUAGCACAUCCUUUAUGUUCAGAAUAAAGUAUUUGACUCUAAUUU
This is a messenger RNA of Erinaceus europaeus (western European hedgehog), 2282 nucleotides long. It is a transcript of the gene BHLHE23, whose product is annotated as basic helix-loop-helix family member e23. Lineage: Eukaryota; Metazoa; Chordata; Mammalia; Eulipotyphla; Erinaceidae. Bases 108 to 785 code for a protein of 225 amino acids. Gene Ontology annotation, molecular function: protein dimerization activity. The record is from RefSeq and is a predicted model, not a curated record. The transcript has a single exon.